AACAAUAUCAAGUAUUUGAAAAUCUCAAUGAGGGAAUUUAUGGUGUGUGUGUGUGUGUGUGUGUGUAUAAUAUUUAUCUCAUUCCUAAUAACUUGUAAUUUACACUUCCAUAUGUAUAUCUUGCAAAUUUCUUCCUACUCAUUGUGUGCUUCUAUCAUUUUUUUCUCUUCUAUCAAAAGAACCUUUACGGUAAUUUUUGUAUUUUAUUUCUGCUGACUGAGUAAUUUCUUUUUAAGUGUGGAACAAUACAAAUAGAAGUUGACACAGGUGGGUCAUUUUCAUAUCCUAAACCUCAAAUUAAUGCAAAAGAUAGUGGUAAAGGCAUCUUCCCUUUACAUUCAUUAUGCCAUCUGUUAUUCUGUUUCUGUAAAAGAAAUGUCCUCUUUGCCUUAGUUCCAAUUACUUGGUCUGGACUUACCGUAAUGUCUUCGCUUUAUUCAUCUCAGCUGACAAGCAUUCUGGCCCAAAGCCUCUUAAUGUUGAAGAAGAACAGUUUAUGCGAGUAUUUAAUGAGGAUGAGCUUCGGGAAGUCUGUAGUGCCUUUUACUUCCCUAAUAAAAUUCAGGUAACAGCUCUCAUAUACUUCAAAAGAUUUUAUCUGCAAUGGUCUGUCAUGGAACAUCACCCAAAAAAUAUAAUGUAUGAUUCUUUUGGACGUCUUUUGCAUAUGUUUACAUAAAAUUAAACCUAUUUUUCAUUGGAUCUUGUAUUAGAAUCAGUCCUGAAAUGCUCUAAGAAUAAGCUACAAGUCAGUAAAUUCUAACAACUAUUUAAACUACUUGAGGGCAUGCUAUUGGUGUUUUUGCUGAAUGGAAUGAUAUGGUGAUCUGCUCAAGUUACCUUCCUGGUUUCCCCAUCCCACUUUUUAUGCAAAUGAAAAAAUUUAUUUAUAUGUACAGGUUAACCUGUGUCUACGCAGCCUGUAAAAUAGAAGAAAAUCAUGUAUCAGCAGAGGAGCUUGGUAAGGGGAUUCCACAGGAUCAUCAAAUAAUUCUCAAUUAUGAGAUGACUGUUUAUCAGAGUUUGGAAUUUGAUCUCAUUGUUUAUGCACCAUAUCAUUCAAUUGAAGGUUUUGUCAAUGAUAUUGAGGAAUUCUGUGGAACAAAUGAUGAACAAACUCAAAUGCUGAAGAUGGCAUUGGCUGCCUUGUGCAGAGCAAAUGAAGUGCAUGGAUUAAUUGACUUUGAGAGUUACCUUAUGAGCAUUCUCACUCACCAAAGAUCUGCCCACACCAUUCUGGAGCUUACUGAAUCUUUGAAUGCUAUAGAUUCUUGGGUUCUGAAAUUUAAGUUCCCAACAGAGAAGGAUAUGAAGCACAUCAAUCGCAAGUUGAAAUCUUGUUUGGGUCAUGGCACACAUGAUGAAAAAAAGCGGGAGAAGAAAUCAGGGCACAGGUCUCAUAAGAGUUCAAACAAAGUUCAUAACGGGCCUAUUGCAUAAAUCAAUCUUUUAGUUUCAUUGAACACCGCUAGUUUAUAACUCCGCCUCCGAGAUUUGUCGAGGGCACUGCCAUCAUCUGGGCAAUGUGAGAGGGGAUAAACUAGUAACUUGAAAGAAUAACCUGUUGCCAGUCAUACUAACUUUUGGAUUGGAUUUCAGGCGGAUGGAUUUUCGCGGGUUUUUGCUUCUUGAAACAGUCUAACGUGGCAGAGAAAUUAUGUGUGUUUAAGACACUGAAUUUUGCAUCAGAUUCCGCGAAACUAUUUUCUUUUAGAUGAAAUUGGGGUUUGAUGAUCUGAAGGGUCUCUAAAGAAAUGGUUUAGGCUUAAUGACAUCUAGCAUAGCUCAAC
Molecule: messenger RNA, 1790 nt
Organism: Rubroshorea leprosula
Lineage: Eukaryota; Viridiplantae; Streptophyta; Magnoliopsida; Malvales; Dipterocarpaceae
Source: the annotation of a GenBank genome assembly